UGGCUCUCAGUCUCUCAGUUGCGUCCCCUCGAUAGCGAACCGAUUUUGCCAUGGAUUGCCAUGGUUAUUAGGCUUCACAGCAAUGUCAUCAACGUUGCUCAUGCUUCUCCUUUGCCUGAGACAGACGUCACGCUCAAUGCAACAGCUUGCUACUACCCAGUUCAGCUAGGCUUGGCCUAUCUAUUCUUGGUCGGAUAUUUGGUGAGAACGGUAUUUGUUUGUGCAGGGCUACCUCCUUCGGUCGGAGUGAUUCUGGUGGGCUUUGCCUUCUCUUACUUUUUUCAAUCUGACUUGCUCUCGGCGCGUGAUGAGCUGCAAGAGUUGUCCUUUUUCCUUGUGCUGCUCACGGCUGGCUUGGAGAUUCGAUUAAAAGACUUGAGGACAUACAUGUUCGUUAUGGCCUUUCUACCCGCCACCUUCGAGCUUGUUGCAAUUGCUGUGUAUGCCUGUCUUCUUCUCGACUAUUCCUGGAUGGAGGGAUUAGUGCUAGGGACCAUCCUGGUUGCAAUUGGAGAUGGCCUUGUGAUACCCAAGAUGAAAGAGUUUGGUUUCCUAUUCAAGGGGCAUCCACUGCCGCGUUUGAUGUUUACUUGGGCGCCCUUGGAAGCGUCAUUCGCGCUGUGCCUCUUCGGAGUCCUCAGUGGUUUUGCAGCACCGACCUCAUCAGGUGUACAGGUUGCAACUCUUGUAGCUGGAAAUGUUCUCCGCAUCGCUGUGACAGUGCUUGCCGGAGCUGUGCUUGGGGGAAGUGCAGGCUGGCUCAUAUCUCGAAGGAGGAGUUUGAGCAUCAAUGGAAAGCAGGUUUUGACUGGAGCUCCUGUGGAAGCCUUUUUGAUGAUCAUGUCGAUCGCGCUUGUGGCCUACGCCCUCGGAGCUCAAGGUUCCGACGGUUCAGUGCUCGUGCCUAUGAACUUCAUCAGUGGUGCGAUGUUCCAGCCAGAACUUAUGGUCAUCAUGACAGGGGUCUUCUUUUCAGCAAUGGCAUCAGAAGCAGAAGUGCAUCAGGUGGAGAGAGUCAUGGGCGGCGUGUGGAUCUUUGGCCAGCUGAUCCUGUUCAGCAUGAUCGGAAGCCGCACCACACUGGAUAUUUUCCCUGUCUUUUGGCGUCAUGUGUUUCCCAUGCUGGCUUGCGGGCUUAUCGCGCGCUUUGCGGGGAUUUUCCUGGCCAUCAAUGGAAUUCUCAUUAUGGAUCUGCCAGGUCAUCCUUUCCACAACUCUAUGGUACUUGUCGAUUCAACUUUCUGCUUUUUAUCCGUUUUGCCCAGAGCAACUAUCCAGGGAGCGCUAGGGCAAGUUCCUAUCACAGGGCAGUUCUUUAGCAGACUACCCAAUAGCUCUGGAUGCCAGAACUUCAUCUUCCUUGCAGCCAGACUCUACAUAUGCACUAUGUCUGUUGUUGGAAUGAUUCUGCUGAAUACCUUUGGCCCACGACUAAUACGAGAAACCUUGGAUCGCCCAAAGUGGGGCGAGGAAGCGAAGGAGAAGGCUGAGACCGACAAGUUCUCCAAGUCGGAAGAAGCCUCUGAAACUUUGCUACAGUCCUUGUCGGAGGCUUACCAGAUUCCAGAAAGUGUUCUAAAUGAUGCGUUGCAAAGAGCCAUGCAGAGCGCUCCCCAAAUGGCGAAGGCUGUAUCUCAGCCUACCUUGCGCCCAAGCGCGGAAGGUGCGGAUACGUCGACUGACCUGGCCUUUGCACAGUUCGACUGCCUCGGAGAUGUGCUGAACAGCAAAGACAAGGAGCUUGUUUGGCGAGGUCAUCAACGAUAGCUGGAUUCGCAGACUCAAUGCAAAUGAUUAAAUCUUGACAUUUGGUGGAAUAGACUUAUAAAGUAAACUUGGAUGGCUAUUUUCGAGCGAAGAGGCUUCAACAGCCUCCCUUACAUCCGCAUGCGAUGUGCAGUUUGCUUCAUUGAAAUCUGCAAGCGGAUCAAAAACAUGGCGCUCAUGAAAAGCCCUCAAUAAAGGAGGACUUGCCCUGGGCUGUCAGGUCUGCUUGUUGGAAAAAACCAGCAAGACUGCUGAAAACUGUGUGCAGUGAGCGACCAGCUCCAGCUUUUUCGUGCUUGGAUAAAUUGUGCUGUGUGUAGGCUUCAAGCGGAUCAUGAGGAGGCUCACCGGUGGAAGGACCUUGCCGCAACACUCAGGCGCUCUAUGCAGGAGUGCGUGGCAAAGCUGGACGGAUUCCGGGGCCAUGAGGAGCGCCUGGUGUAUGACUUGAAGCAAUGGCUUUUGGUACAAAAGCAAGUCGAGGCGGAGUGGGAGGCUGCAAAGCUCAGCCGCAGCAAGGUCGAGGAAGAGUUGGCUCGAGAAGAAAAAGAGGUAGAGCAGCUUGGCAAGGAGGUCGACCAGGCUGAGGCUCAACAUUUGGAAGCGCUGGAGACAAAAUUGCUGCCUCUCCGCGAAAGCUGCUCGCAGCUUGUUGAUCGUGAAUUGCAACUGGUCGUCCAGGAGCAAUUGGAUCGCCACUGUGCCUCUUCACUUCAACAGGCCAAGGCUCUGCCAAGGAGGCAAUCUUCCCCCAUGCGGCCCAUCGGUGUGCUAGAUUCCCGCCACCUACCUGCUGGACAGGAGGCUGCGCCUAAACCACUGCCUAUAGUGGUUGGCACAAUGAGACGCUGACGAUUCUGAUGCCACUGGCUGCUUGGAGAGUUGAUCCAUUCCAUGCUUACAAUUGCUACCCCUUUGCUUACGACUGCUUGCCUGCAACCUGCGCCAUUCUGCGCCUGUCGUGGGAUUUGUUGGGCCUGCUGAGUGCCAGGCUAUGUAACAUAGAUCAACAUAGGGUGUGUCCUUAUACCUCCCUGGCCAAAGAUGCCAGCUCGCAGGGG
Messenger RNA from Durusdinium trenchii, 2828 nucleotides. NCBI's taxonomy places the organism in Eukaryota, Dinophyceae, Suessiales, Symbiodiniaceae. The record is from the annotation of a GenBank genome assembly.